AAAAAAAAAAUUUUUUUUUUUUUAUAAUCAACAUGCCGACUUCACAAAAUUCUGAAACUUCAAAUAAUGAUGAUACAACAAAAGAUUUUAUAGAUAAUUAUAUUAAAGAUAUAAAUACAUAUUUAGGUGAUUUUUUAAAAUCAUCACAACCUACUUAUGAUCCAAAUGAUAAUUCAAUUAAGGAUUCAUUACCAACAAACACGACGACGACAACUAGUUCAGAAAAAGAACAUGAAACACAAGGAGAAACAACAAAAUCAUCAUCUGUUUCAUUGUCCGAAUUAUUAAAAUCUCCUACUGUAAACCCUGAUAUAUUUUCAAAUCGACCUUUUAAAGAUGAAAAUAAUAACAAUGAGUCAUCAUUAUCAUCAUCAUCACCAUCACCAUCAUUAACAUCUGAUGAUAAUAAGAAACAAUCAUUAGCACAAAAACUUAAAAUAUCAGAAAUAAGUACUGAUUAUUUUAAUCAAAAAAAAGAGAUAUGGAAUGGUGCAUUAAUAAAUUGUUCUGAAUUACAUAUAAAAUUACAAGAAUGUAUGUCUUUUGGUGGAAUAUUUGAUAAAGCUAGUUUAUGUAUAAAAGCGAGAAGAAAAUUUUGGGAUUGUAUGGAAGAUCAAAAAAAAUUUUUACAAGAUAGUGGAUAUGCUUCUCCAGGCAAAAGUUUAGCAGAAAAUGACGAAAUUUUAUAUGAAGCAGACUUGUAUAAUAUUUCUAAACUUGAUAAAGAAGAGCAAUCAUAAAAUAUUUUUUUUUUAAUUACUAUGUACAGUAAAAUAAUUAAAGAUUUAUUAUGAAAAGAUAUCGAUAUUGUAUUUGUUUUAUAACAUUUGGAACAAUAAACUAAUAAAUAAACUCCACUUAUUUAAUUUAUUUUUUUAAAAAAAUAAAGAAAUUAAGAUAAUUUAUUUUAUUUAAUUCAUACCAAUUUACACCAAUUCACACUCAUUUUGUUUAUAUUAUAAUCUUCUAAGUUUUCUUGGUCUACAUCCAUUAAAAGGUAAAGGAGUAGUAUCAGUAAUUCGUCUAACAUUCCAUUGAUUCUCUACAUUAGCUAUAGCCUUAAAAGCAGCAUCUCUACCAGGACCAAAUCCAUUUAUACAAAUUUCAACAUUUUUAACAUUUAAAUUUUUUUCUUUAAUUUUUUGUAUAACACCAAUAGCAGCUUGAUGAGCAGCUUCAUAACCACCUCUUUG
Molecule: messenger RNA, 1193 nt
Organism: Rhizophagus irregularis DAOM 181602=DAOM 197198
Lineage: Eukaryota; Fungi; Glomeromycota; Glomeromycetes; Glomerales; Glomeraceae
Source: RefSeq, a predicted model, not a curated record